GAGAAACAAACAAACCGAGCUCCAUCAUGUCAUCCGACCAGGUCAUCGCCAUCGUCAUGGAGGACAAAACCUACGAGGUGAACAAGAAGAAGCUGAUCGAGAAGAGCGACUACUUCCGAGCCCUGUACAGCUCCGGCAUGAGGGAGUCCACGGAGGACUCUGUGCAGCUGCAGGGGCUCAGUGUGCCCGGCCUGGAGCUGGUCCUGGAGUUCAUCAACACCUCCAAGGUGCAGGUGGUCAACGAGACUCUGGAGGAUCUGAUUGAGACCGCCUCCUUCUUACAGGUCACCUCCAUCCUCAAGCUCCUCACCUCUGAGAUCCGGCUUGACAACUGCGUGGAGCUGUACACCCUCUCUGAGGUGUACGGCACCCACGAUCUGCGUAAUGCUUGCCUCAAAUACAUGAGCUGCUACUAUCACCCCAUGCUUAGGCGGACCGAGUUUGGCAGCCUCCCCCCGGCCGUGAGAGACCAGGUCAAGGAGAUGCGCAUGAAAGGCACCGCCACCCUGGUUGCCAUCGGUGACUUCACCUGUCUGUCCCUGGACGUGCCCGAUCAGGAUGAACCCUGGUCCAUGCUGAGGUACGGAGAGGUGGAGCAGCGCUGGAAACCUCUGGCAAACAACCUGCCUCCAGAUAUGAUCAACGUGAGAGGCUACGGCUCGGCCGUGCUCGACAACUACCUGUUCAUAGUCGGCGGGUACAGGAUGACGAGUCAGGAGAUCUCCGCCGUGCACUGCUACAACCCCUGCAGGAACGAGUGGAACCAGGUGGCCCCGCUCAACCAGAAGAGGUCCAACUUCAAGCUGCUGGCGGUACAAGGGAAGCUGUACGCCGUCGGAGGCCAGUGUCUGGGCACGGUGGAGUGUUACAGCCCAGAACAGGACUGGUGGACCUGCGUGUCCUCGAUGCCGAACCCGCUGGCUGAGUUCUCUGCCUGUGAAUGCCAGGGGAUGAUCUACGUGAUGGGUGGAUACACUGCAAGAGACAGGAACACAAACGUCCUCCGGUACUGCCCCACCUCUGACACCUGGACCGUCUUCCGAUCCUGCUCUGCGCAUAUCCGCAAGCAGCAGAUGCUCUCCGUGGAGGACACCAUCUACCUGGUGGGCGGCUACACCCACGAGCUGGAGGCGGGCCGGCGGCAGCGUCGUCCCAGCCAGACUGAGGACGUCCUGACGGUGCAGUCGUACAACGUCACCACAGGCGAGUGGAUCCAGCUGAAGGAGAACACGUCCAAGUCGGGCCUGAACCUGACGUGCACGCUGCACAACGACGGCAUCUACAUCAUGAGCCGCGACGUCAGCCUGCCCACCAGCCUGGAGCACCGCGUCUUUCUCAAAUACAACAUCUUCUCCGACGCCUGGGAGGCCUUCAGACGCUUCCCGGCUCUGGGACAGAACAUGCUGCUCUGUUCGCUUUACCUGCCCAACCUGCUUUGAUCGGUUCGGCGAACACUGACAGACUGUGGAGCCAAUGCAGCAUUAAUAUAGGCCAGUGUGUGGCUUUGCUUGUCCUUGCACAGAACGGGUCUCUGUGGGAACAGUGUGCGGUCGCCAAGGUUUGAACACCUCGUGAUCUCUGUGCCUCGAAAAACCACAAAACGCACUACACUGUACAUACUGCUGUGGAUGCAAAUACAAAAGUAUGAAAGUGAUGAAGCGCUAUGGCCCGUAGGUCAACAGCAUCUUAGCAGCUUAGCCCCAGUUUGAACCUCUCAUGUAUUAACUUUUAAAAAAAGUUACAUUUGAGUCGCAGGAAAGUUUGAAGAACCCAGAAGGUUGUCGGGCAAAUCAGAUCAGUGUGUCCAGGCGCUUUUGUCGCUGGCUGAAAUUUAAAAAAAAAUUCAAACCACCUCAAAAAUGAAACUUGGAUCUGAGUUGAUGCCCAGACGUACUAAAAUCAAUUUGGAUUUUCCCAAAAAAUUAUUUGGGCCGGCAGUCUGAACCUCUCUCGAUCAUCUGUAUGAAGAAAAUACUUGUUUCCUUUAACUCUCUCCAAGGUGGCAACUUGUGCAACAGGUUAAACAUCUUUUCUUUUUUUUAAAAUCUGAAGUAUGAUGCUAAUACAUGAGAGGAACAAACUGGGGCUACAUAACAGCAUGCUUUCAAAUCUAUGGGCCACGAUAUUCUCGAUGUUUACACUCCAAAUAAUGGCAUUGGCAUAUGCGUUUCUCCAUAAUUCACUACAAACCUUAAAACACAUUUCUUGUCGUCUUUACGUACUGUACAUAGCGGAUAAUCAUGAACUAUGGCUUUGGUUUUACACUGCCAGUUUUAUGGGGAUUCGAAGAUUCCUCUGAAAGUUGAGAAGCGGCUCAGAGGGAGCUUCAUGUGUUUUAUGCACACUUGCACAGUCUUAUUAUUAUUAUUUAAUUUUUCCAGAGAUUACACUAAGCAAAGCUUAAAGCGCAAAUUCCAUGAAAUGAACGAUGCACAUGUGCCUUCUGCAAACCUCAGUUUUUAGGAACUUGAUACAGAGAAAAAAAAAAAGCACAAAAUGCAACACUUUGUUACAUUGCCAGCCAGCAACUGACCAAAUCUGCUGUGUUUGAUUUUUUUUUUUCUUCCCUCUCUGCUAACGCAGAUUUUUGUUUGUUUGUUUCCAUUAAGGUACUUUUCAGUUCCUUGAUUUAAUUAAUUAUCGGCGGCGUGCGGACGUGAGGAACGAGCCUCCAGAAUGAAGUUUAUUUCAGAAUCUGGUUUUGUUUUGGGUAAACGCAGCACUACAAAUGUUUGAUUUCAGAUUCUCUCUCUCUGCAUUACUUAUUUGUUUGGAAAUUUAAGGUCAUGAUAAUAAAGAUGCUGUUCAGGGGUCCGUUUUUGUCGUUUGUCCUUUAAUUCACUAAGUUUUGGGAGGAGCACUGACAGUAUAAAG
Molecule: messenger RNA, 2874 nt
Organism: Larimichthys crocea (large yellow croaker)
Lineage: Eukaryota; Metazoa; Chordata; Actinopteri; Sciaenidae
Gene: klhl42
Product: kelch-like family, member 42
Exons: 3
Coding region: 27-1439 (470 amino acids)
Molecular function (GO): protein binding
Source: RefSeq, a predicted model, not a curated record